Molecule: messenger RNA, 5863 nt
Organism: Onychostoma macrolepis
Lineage: Eukaryota; Metazoa; Chordata; Actinopteri; Cypriniformes; Cyprinidae
Gene: kcnq3
Product: potassium voltage-gated channel, KQT-like subfamily, member 3
Exons: 18
Coding region: 744-3125 (793 amino acids)
Biological process (GO): transmembrane transport; potassium ion transport
Cellular component (GO): membrane
Molecular function (GO): voltage-gated potassium channel activity
Source: RefSeq, a predicted model, not a curated record
UGGAACAGGAUAUGCUGGGUGAGAGGAGAAAUUUACACAGCAGAGCAAUGAGAGAGAGAGAUACAUGUCACUGCAGCCAUCUGAUGCUGAGUGUAGACUUAUGCCCUGUUCCUGCACUGAGGAUCCCCAGGACUUAUGGACUGGUAUAGAAUCUCAGCGGAUGCAGUAGAUCAUCGGAUCCUCCAAGGUCUGAACUGGUUGUGUCAUAUAAGAGAGACAUCCAAAACAUGCAAUGCUCCUCCAGGACCAGGAUUGAAGACCACUGCUGUAGAAACACAGUUUUGAUGUUUGAUGUGCACUUUGUGACUCAGUUUAGGUUAAGAUUACCACCAAUCCACCCGGGAGCAAUUCGGGUGUGCUAUCUUCCACCGUGUGAUUCAUGUGAAAGCAUCUCCAGCAGCCUCUUGGUGGUUUUGGGUUGCGAUGGCAUGCACAAUAUUGCGUUGUCGAGGCGCAGAGAUGCUAUGUCAGUAGUGUGUCACGUGCCCACAAGCUCUCUGUCUCGCGCCUGUGUCUGAAGCCUCCUCCCUCAUCUCAUCUAGCAACGGCAGCACGAGAACAAUUCGAAUCAGCAAUCAUGCUGUCGCGCGGAGAAUACGCCCAUCCUCGCGCCUCCCUUCCUGAACGAGGUCCUUAAAUGACCCACGACCACUGAGGAGCUCGCGCUUUCCCUGUCCGGAUCAUGGCAUGCGCCCCAUUCCGGACUUCCACACGCGCGGCGCCGAGGUUCGAGAGCAGUGAACAUGGGAAUCAGGUCCAGAAAUGCCACUAACGCUGCCGAAGACUCGCGCGAGCGGAAGAGCGCGCUGGCCGCAGACCUGGAGCAGUGCGCGGGGCAGGAACGGGACGGCGCGCUGCUGCUCGUCGGCUCGGGCAGAGAACCGGACUUCAAACGGGGCUCGCAGAACAUCGGUCUGCUCGCUAAGACGCCCCUUGGCUACACACGUCCCGUGAAGAGGAAUAAUAUCAGGAAGCGACGGAUUCAGAACCUCAUCUACGACGCGCUCGAGAGACCACGAGGAUGGGCGCUGCUCUACCACGCGUUUGUGUUUCUGAUUGUUUUGGGAUGCCUGAUUCUGUCAAUUUUAACAACGUUCAAAGAGCACGAGAAAGAUUCGGCACACUGGCUAGUGAUUCUGGAGACAUUUACAAUCUUUAUUUUUGGAGGCGAGUUUGCAUUGAGGAUAUGGGCCGCCGGCUGCUGCUGUCGAUAUAAGGGCUGGAGAGGACGGCUCAAAUUCGCCCGCAAACCGCUGUGUGUCCUGGAUAUCUUUGUACUGAUUGCUUCGGUGCCGGUGGUUGCCGUACGAAACCAGGGAAAUGUGUUGGCCACGUCGCUACGCAGUCUGCGCUUCCUGCAGAUCCUUCGAAUGCUACGAAUGGACCGCCGCGGAGGCACCUGGAAACUGCUUGGAUCUGCAAUAUAUACACACAGCAAGGAGCUGAUUACAGCGUGGUACAUCGGCUUCCUGUCAUUGAUCCUGGCUUCCUUCCUGGUGUACCUGGUUGAGAAGGAUGAUGUCACUGUGGAGCCAUCAUACACCGAGGGCCCCUCCCCAACACCAGCCCCGCAGGACUUUGACACCUAUGCAGACGCCCUCUGGUGGGGACUGAUCACCCUGACAACCAUUGGUUACGGUGACAAGACCCCAAAGACGUGGGCAGGGCGUCUUCUGGCCGGGACCUUCGCUCUUAUCGGUGUGUCGUUUUUUGCUCUUCCAGCCGGUAUUCUUGGUUCUGGGUUGGCUCUGAAAGUUCAGGAACAGCACAGGCAGAAACACUUUGAGAAACGCAGAAAUCCUGCAGCUUCAUUAAUACAGGCUGCAUGGAGAUACUACUCCACCAACCCCGUCAGAGACGAUCUCAUCGCCACAUGGAGAUUCUAUGAGACUGUGAUCUCUCUGCCAUGCUUCAGGAAGGAGCCUCUUGAGGUUAUGGCUAGUCAGAAGUUGAGUUUGUUGGAACGUGUGCGGCUGUCGACCCCGAGACCGUCGACGGUAAGGGCCCGUGUGAUGAUGCCUGCUGCCAAUCCUGAAAGUGUGUCAGGGAACUGUGGGCCAGCAGAGGCGGUUGAGGAGAGUCCAUCAAAAGAGGGUAAACCAGCAGGGUUCAGUAACAGAGAGAGAUUCAGAACUGCUUUCAGAAUGAAGGCCUACGCCCUGAGACAGAGCUCAGAGGAUACAGGUGGUCUGCCUGACCCCACUCCUGAGGAGAAGGGCUUUCCACCAGACAUACUGCUGGAGGAGAUGAUUCCAACCCUCAAAUUAGUCAUAAGAGCACUGCGGAUCAUAAUAUUCCUUUUGAGUAAGAAGCGUUUUAAGGAGACUCUGAGGCCGUAUGAUGUAAAGGAUGUGAUUGAGCAGUAUUCUGCAGGACACCUGGACAUGCUCACCAGAAUCAAAUAUCUACAGACACGACUAGAUCUGAUACUGACACCAGGACCACCUCUCACUCCAAAACACAAGAAACCCCAGAAAGCACCAUUUCCAUACCCCACCCAGCAGUCACCAAGACACGAGUCGUAUCUUGCCAAAGCAAGCCUGCCAGAUCCUGAAGACCAAAGCAUGAUGGGUAGAUUUGUGCGGGUUGAGAGACAGGUGGAAGACAUGGAGAAGAAACUGGAUUUCCUGGUGGAUAUGCAUAUGCAACAUGACCUCACAGGUCCCGGCCACAUGACCUUGGAGCGCUGUGACCCCACGCUGACCGUCAGCGUCGCAGGCGACCGCGUGUACUGCAGCUACGGCCCGCCGCCUCACAACACGCCGCAUUACACGCGCUCCGACGCCAACCCGCCCAGACCGACUGUCCUGCCCAUCAGCCCACUGCCAAGCCACUCCCCGUCCUCGGGAGGCCGCAGGGUGGGAACGCCCCUGUCGCUGUUGUCGGUCACUCACGAGGAGCUGGAACGCUCGCCCAGCGGAUUCAGCAUCUCCGCCGAGAAAGAGGAGGUCACGGGCAAGACCUCAGGGUUAACGGCGGGGUCGAGCUGGGGCCGCGACCGCCGCUAUUUAGCCGAGGGUGAGACGGAUACAGACACUGAUCCCUUUACCCCCAGCGGACCUAUUCCACCCUCGUCCACCGGAGAUGGGUUCCACUCUGAUGGAGCGUGGGGAACACCACCCUAAAGACGCACUCACACACAUUCACUCACUCUUUCUAAAGACUACAGACUCUGUACAGCACAAAACGUCACAGACAUAAUACUCGUCAUAUCUAAAUAUGUAUCCACGUCGCGCUUUACCCCUGCAAAGCAAAGAGCACUGCAUGGAAUGCAUGCGUUUUAUCUCUAGUGGUAGACACUGCACUCGGCAGAUCGAGACUGUGUGGUUAUAUUUGACUGGGAACUUUAAGGGAGGAGAACACAACAGAUGCUAUGCCAUUUUUGUAAACAUUUAUUUUUCUAUUUACACAUCUUUUCAUAUGCAUGGACUGCAUGACUCAUCCACGGAGCAGCUAAAUGUAUCGACGUCUCCUCCGGUUUGCACUUGCUUUCGUUUCGAAUACUUGGGUUUGAGGAAGCUUCUUUCUCUGCACAUCUUGAGCUUGUUUUUAGUUCCUUUUUGCAGAUUGUACAAACCUUUUUGCUCUGGUCAGCAUGAACUGCACUCUGGGACAUGUCAUAUUUUCGCCACUAGCCGUUUAAGGACCAAAAGCAAAGCCUCAGUUAGGAAUUCCUCAAGUGUCUGGCCUUAAUCCAACCAAUGAGCACAUCCUGUCUGUGAGCGGCACAUAAAACUGCCAGCUCAAUGAAUAUUGCCGCUGUACCGUGGGACCAGCGUUCCCGUGAUAACUACAGUUUCCUUACGGUAACCCUACGUCAACCGCACUGUGGGAAAUGACCAAACUUUAUCCUUACACAGCAGAAUUAGUUUUUAACAUUGACCAGUUUACCUAUCAAAUUACAAUAAUAAUAGUUACACUUACUGAAUGUUUUAAUCCAAAACAAAUACUUAGGUCUUCCAAAAGGUUUCACAUUGAACAGAUCCUGCGUAAAUUCAGUGUUCAAAUGUGAAUUUACUGACUGGUUUUGUUGUAAAAUUUUGUUUUAUAAUUUUUUUUGUGCGUGUGUGUGUGUGUGUGUGUAUUUUCCAUUUCAUUUUCAUUUUAAACUUGUGUUUUUUUGUUUUUCUAUUACCGUAGUACAUCAAGUUAAACUAAAUGAAAAUGACAAAUGUUGCCCUGGCAAAUAACUGAAAUAAGAUCAAUUUGAGUUUUUUAUAUUUUAUUUCUGUUAACAUUUAUUUGAAACUAUUUGUAUUGUUUUAGUUUUAGUUUUAGUUAACUAUAACCACCCUGCCCCUGGGUUCUGCAUAUUAUCUAAUUAUUUAUUAUACAGUUCACAAUGUAUCAAUUAUCAAGAUAAUAUUUAAUAUCAAGAUUCAGAUCAAUUCAAAGUUCAUCAAUCUGAGGUUCGAGUCAUUUGUCAAGUCCAGUUAAGUGUUGUUCCAGUCAGUGUUGUCAUAAUGCAUCGUUUAACAUCGUUUCGCUCACCAUCUCAUUCACAUGGAUGAAUAAUUCUGACUCAAGGGACUUGAUGCUCAGUAAAUCUUGCACAAAUCAAAUUUUGAAACUUGCAUUUAGGGUUUGAGAUAAAUAGUACUAAUAUUAGUACUAAUAUACCUGUAACACACAAAAAAAAAAAAAAAAAGAGUAUGAAUUCAGAGAAAAAAAGCCAUAAAAUGGAAACGAACAAUUACUCUUAAAGUUUUAGUUAUUUCAUUUAUUGGUAAUUUUAACCAUGGAUGUUUUUUGUUUUUUUCUCUUUGUUCCAUUCUUUCCUUCUCUGUUACUCUGUCUGAUAUAAGCCUGGGGUUAUGAUGAGGUCAAGGCAGUAAAAAUACAUUUUUUUCCUUCUGUAUACACAAAAGAUGAUAUUUUGUCUAAAAGAAGAACGUUUUUGUCCAUACAAGUAAAGUCAAUGGGGUCCAAAACACUGAGACAUUUUUCCAACUAUCUUCUUUUGUGAGAAAGUCGUGAGAGUUGAGUAAAUGAUGACAGAAUUUUCAUUUUUGGGUGAACUAUCCCAUUAACCAUCCUAUAAUCAUGCGAUCAUGAGACUAAACACUGCCGCUCAUUAUCGUCUCAGACUGAACACUGUUAAACUCAAAUUAAACUCAAAUAUCCAUGAUCACAAACUAAAUACUGAUGUCAUUAUCCCAGAAUAAACACUACGAUCAACUUUUGAAUUCAAACUAGUCAAUAAGCACAAUGUCCAAACACCGUUGUCCAUUACCAUCCCCAAAUCAGUCACAAAUCAGCCCAAUAAAGCGGCCCAUUAAUAUCUUUAUACACUUUAUCUCGGAUUAAAAACUCAAUUAUUAGUCAAUUAUUAUCUCAUGCACAUUAUUAUUAUUAUUCACCUGCUCUCUGAAAGUAAGGACUGCUAUCUGAUUUUCUCUCUGACUACCGACUGCUGUUUAUUCUGAUCUCAGACUACUGAUGUACACAGAUACACUGCUGUUUAUUGUUUGUGCCUUGGCCUUUUAGAGCACCGGUCCCUCUCUGCUGGUCAUUACAUUCUCUUCACCAUGAAUCAAACCUGCCAUUAUUUUGCUUUUUAGGCCAUCCAUAAUCAUUUUGCUCUUGGUGGUAUCAGUAAAGCAUCUGUUCAUUUUCCUUGGACCUAUUCGGUUGUGUAUUUUCCUUUUAAAGACCCAACAAAUGAUGUUUUCGUUCUCUUCUUUUUGGUUUCAGAUGAAAUGAUUUCACACUAGUGGCCUUCUAAGCUCUUAUAUUCAUUCCAGUUUUUGAAUAAUAAUCUUUAUUUACAUUCUGGUCAAGGCCAGUUUUAAUAGUUUAAUUUGAUGAGAUAAUAUGCAAAUGUUAUGACGAACUUGAUUUUUUAUGUUAAAUCUUCAAAUUG